This is a messenger RNA of Ochlerotatus camptorhynchus, 2782 nucleotides long. Its product is annotated as alkaline phosphatase 4-like. Lineage: Eukaryota; Metazoa; Arthropoda; Insecta; Diptera; Culicidae. The transcript has 3 exons. The coding region runs from base 231 to 1931 and encodes 566 amino acids. The record is from RefSeq and is a predicted model, not a curated record. Gene Ontology annotation, molecular function: alkaline phosphatase activity. Gene Ontology annotation, biological process: dephosphorylation.
GCAGCCGUGUUCCAGAGCGAAGGUCAGUAGUAGUUCGCAAACGCCCUCAAAGGUGCUAAAGGAUUCUGCCUGGCGCUUCGGGAUCGACAUUCGGGCAUCGGAAAUGGAUCAGUGACGACGGGCUGCCAGUGAUUAGCCAGAAAUAUCGUCCGGGGAAGAAGUGUGAAGUUGAAGUUAGAUCAAAUCAAUUUGCUCUUUUUUUUUCCUCUAUACAAAGGUUGCCAAAAAAUAUGCGACCUUCACUAGCGAAGAAUAGCGCCCGAUUAGUGCUAAGUGGGCUUUUGUGCGUUUUAAUCUGUGAUAUCGGUGGAGUGAUCGGGGCCGUAUUCAGAUCGCCCAACAGUGAUGAUGCCAUCUUCUGGCGGCAGCAGGCCGAAUCCUAUCUGAAGCGGAUUCUCCAGUACAAAUCGAAUUCGAAGGGUGGUGCAGGCGUUGCGCGGAACGUGAUCAUCUUCGUCGGCGAUGGAAUGGGAAUUGCUUCGCUCAGCACCGGGCGGAUCUUCAAGGGACAGCUGGCGGGGCGAUCCGGGGAGGAAGAGGUGCUGAGCUUCGAUCACUUCGAGAAUACGGGCUUCUCGAAGACGUACAAUACGGACCGGCAGGUACCGGAUUCGGCCGGUACGGCAACGGCGAUGUUUACCGGGGUGAAAACGAAGUACGGGUUCAUAGGGGUAGAUUACUCGGCAACGGAGACGAAUGAGGUUGCGGCGAGUGUGUCGAAUAUUAUGGAAUGGGCGCAGGCGGUUGGAAAGCGGACUGGAAUCGUAACUACGACGAGGGUUACGCACGCAACGCCUGCGGCAACGUUUGCACAUUCGUUCAACAGGGAUUGGGAAUGUGAAUCGAAGAUUCCGGCGCAUUUGAGGAGUAAAACGAAGGAUAUAGCGAGGCAGUUAGUGGAGGAUGCUCCGGGAAGUAAGCUGAAUGUGAUCAUGGGAGGAGGUAGGACAGCGUUCGGGGCGGCUAUUCCUGAUCAUCUGAAGAGUUCGUUCAGGUUCAACGGAUCUAUGGAGAAGACUUGCGUGAGGCAAGAUGGUCGCAAUCUGGUAAAGGAAUGGUUGGAUAGUAAAAAUGGGACGGCGGCGACCUAUGCGUGGAACACUGCGCAGUUGAUGAAUGCCGAGGUAGAUGAUCUUGACUACUUAAUGGGAUUGUUUGCAGAUACGCACAUGUCGUACGAGCAGGUACGGGAUACGAGUGAAGGAGGGGAGCCUUCGCUUGCGGAUAUGACCGAGAAGGCAAUCAGGGUGUUGAAGCGGAAACACUCGAAUGGAUUUGUGCUGAUGGUCGAGGGAGGAAGGAUCGAUCAUGGGCAUCAUCAGAACCAUGCUCAUUUGGCGUUGAGGGAGGUGGUUGAACUUGAUAGGGCGGUGGAGAGAACGCUGGGAAUGGUUGAUUUGGACGAUACGCUAAUCAUGGUCACGGCUGAUCAUUCACAUUCGAUGACCUUCAAUGGCUAUCCGAACAGGGGAAACGACAUCCUAGGAUUUGCGAAUCGUCCGGAUAAAUUACCCUACGAGACCAUCACCUACGCGAAUGGGCCUGGCUUCCAAACGCAUCGUAUCAACGAUAGUUCCAAUGAGCCGUCCCAUCUGGGUACGUGGAUCCCGGUGGAGACCAUGAACCGGUCUGCCAUCGACUAUCGUCACCUGUCUGCGUUCUACCUGGGUGAUGAGACCCAUGGUGGAGAAGAUGUGGCUGUGUUUGCCACGGGUCCUGGCUCUAAUCUAGUGCGGGGAACCUUCGAGCAGAAUUACAUUGCCUAUGUAAUGAGCUAUGCCGGAUGCAUGGGGCCGGCCAAGCGGAUGAACGAAGGAUGCGCAUACAAACAGUGGGUUUCGUCCGGGGCCGAAACUGCCAAGCGUGCAACUUCCCCACUGUUGAUCAGUAUUGUAUUUUUAGUGGUAGCCAAACUGUGCUACCUUUUCUAAUCAAAAGUUAGCCAAUUAACUAGUUGUAAGUUAAUUCGUAAUCUCUAAAGUACAUAUAUACAGCGAGAAUAUUGUUAAACCUAUUCGAGCGUUGAAGUUGUUCAGAGAAAGCCCGCACAAGUACCCGCCAUAAUAUCGCUUCUAAACUUGCACCCAACAUCGCAUGACAGUUUAAUCGACGUAAGUUUGGCAUAUUCAAAGAGGCGGCUUAUUGAAUUGCCCAUAUAAUGGCGAAAAAUGCCACAAUUAUAUUCCAUUUGAACCUAUAAAGGGUGGAACGGUUAAAAAUUGGGCAAUCACUAUUAAGUGCACACCGAUUAUGUUAUUGUAUAAAUUGUCAAAUUUCAUUGAUUUUCGAAGUUAAAUGACUACAAAAUGCAGGACAACUAUUUGAUUAGGCUUCCGAUUUUCCAAAUGCGAACUGUCGGGCUUUAUGUUUCACACCUUCCAUCAGAUUUUGUACCGUUGUUGUGUCAACUUUAUUUGAUACUGAACGUCAAUUUGCUUUGAACUGUUUCUCAUUUUCAACUGUUUUCUGAGUUUUGCGGAGGUUCCACUUAACGAUUGCCCAAUAUUUUACAAUUCGGUGCAGUUUGGAGGGUUUUUGUCCUUGGUUACGACUUGCACGUUGUUGGCGGUAUUCCGUUCAUGAGCCAUUUUCUCGUAGUAACAGGAAGCGAGGUCUAGCCAAAACAGCACGGAAUAACUGUGUUUCUUAAAAAAAAGCAACAAAUCAAGUAUUUUUUUGGAAACAUUGACAACUUUUUCUGCUUAAACUUAUCUUGAACCUUUCUUUUUCCUGUAGCCGUGUAAACUCUAAACCUGGGAGCUGCUUGAAAUCCACCUUGAUA